AUGGGUCCCCAGCCCACCCAGGGUUUGCUGUUCCUCCUUCUCCUCGGAGCCUCCUCCUUGACUAUGGCACAAAAUUUCUCUUGUCACAAGGGUAUAGUCAUGAGCGUGGAAGACGAUCCGAGCAUGUUUGACUGGAGCACAGAGAAAUUUGAGACUUGUGACAAUGGAUCGCUUUGCCAUGAAUCCCUGCUGAUUGUUCAAUCAGGGCCCAAGACAGCAAUUGUAGCCACGAAGGGCUGCAUCUCCGACGAGAGUCCGGCAAUAACGUUUGUCCAGCACUCCUCACCCCCGGGCGUCAUGGUGGUCUCCUCCAGCCACUACUGUGAGCUCUCCAAUUGCAAUGACAGAGCGAACUUACCUGAUUUAUGGAGUGAAAUUCUCCCAGCUUCCAAUGGGUCAGAAACCCUCUACUGCCCAACCUGUGUGGCUUUUGGGACCUGUCUGAAUGCACCUUAUCUCCCCUGUCCCAGUGAUACAAAUAGAUGCUAUCAAGGAAAACUUCGGGUGGCUGGAGGAGACAUCGACUCAACUUUAGAGGUCAAAGGCUGUACAUCCGUAACUGGCUGCAGGAUGAUGUCUGGGAUCUUCACAAUAGGACCCAUGUAUGUGAGGGAAAUAUGUCCAUACCAAACUCUCAUUGAGCCCCGCAAGGUUGAAAAUGGAGCCAACUGGCUUCCCAUUUCAGCUGGGAAGUUAGAGCUACUGCUGCUGCUGUUGCUGCAGUUGCCAGUCCAUUGUUCCUGA
Phyllostomus hastatus (greater spear-nosed bat) is the source of this 744-nucleotide messenger RNA. It is a transcript of the gene TEX101, whose product is annotated as testis expressed 101. The record is from RefSeq and is a predicted model, not a curated record. Gene Ontology annotation, cellular component: plasma membrane; plasma membrane raft. Bases 1 to 744 code for a protein of 247 amino acids. Gene Ontology annotation, biological process: binding of sperm to zona pellucida; regulation of flagellated sperm motility. The transcript has 5 exons. Lineage: Eukaryota; Metazoa; Chordata; Mammalia; Chiroptera; Phyllostomidae.